Leishmania mexicana MHOM/GT/2001/U1103 is the source of this 1845-nucleotide messenger RNA. Its product is annotated as carbonic anhydrase-like protein. NCBI's taxonomy places the organism in Eukaryota, Euglenozoa, Kinetoplastea, Trypanosomatida, Trypanosomatidae. The transcript has a single exon. Gene Ontology annotation, molecular function: zinc ion binding; carbonate dehydratase activity. The coding region runs from base 1 to 1845 and encodes 614 amino acids. The record is from RefSeq and is a predicted model, not a curated record.
AUGAAGAGGCUUUCUUUCUGUGGCGCCCUCGCCAUCGCGCAGCUGGUACUUCUCGUCAGCGUCGCUGGUGUCGUCAGUGGGCUGGCCGAGCAGCACUCGUACUACGAGGGCAACUACGGCACAUCUGGGCUGGUGUUCGGCAGUCCCGACAGCUCGCGCACCUCCUGGGACUACACAAACCUGAAGGAUUGGCCAAAGUUGUGCUUGACGGGGAGACGGCAGAGUCCGAUUUCCUUCGCGAAUGUGAACCCCAACGAGGUUGUGUCGAAUGCCCCGCUGGAGCGACUGCAGUUCUCCGCCAAGUGCGUCUUCCCACGUGAGGAGACGCAGAUGCGAAUCAUCAACGAGGGCAUCGUGAGCACAGUCAGCUUUGAGAAGCCGGGACGCUUGCCGGAUGGCAUGAGUGAGUGCAUGGUGAUCGACCCGCUGAACCACUCGCUCACCUACCACUUCACGGGCCUGCACUUUCACGCCAUGCCGGCGCACCAACUCCGUACGCUGCGCCCCGAUGUCGAAAUGCACAUGUCUUUCACCACAAAUCAUGUGGAAAAAAAGAAGCGUAAUGUACUCAUAGUGGCGGUGAUGCUGAAGGCCUCCACCACGAUCAACAGCACCUCAUCGCGCGCGCUGCAGCACAUCUUAGUGGACGGAUCGCUGCCGAAGCGCAACGCCAUGACGACGUGCUUCCUGACAGAGAACCUCUCCCUCCUCUCGCUGAUUCCGGCGCGCGAGAGCUACCUGCUCUAUGACGGCUCCCUGACGCACCCACCUUGCACCGAGAACGUCCGAUGGGUGGUGAUGACGUCGCCAGUUCUCAUCUCACCCGUGGCGGUCGGCAGGCUGCGCGACGCGAUGGAUGCGCUGCUGCCGAACGGCUUCCACCGCUUCGGCAACGCCCGUCCGCCGCAGGCCCUCAACGGUCGCCUCAUUUUCCGCUUCGACGACAAGUCCGCUCUGGCCGGCGGCAACAGGAGUGAAGGCAAUUUCAAAGAUGCAUGGAGGGGCGCGGACGAGAGCCUCGCGAACCACUCCCUGGGAGUGCGGGCGGACCGCGUGCUGGAAGGGUCUCCGGCGAAGGUAGGUGGCGUCGAUAAUCACGACAGUGUCGUCGUUGUCUCGUCAGUGUCGCCAAACUCUGUCUCGGCGUCAAGGAACGGCAUCACUCACGCGUCUCCGCUACCCAUCACGACCAGCCCAGGGAGGUACAACGCAUCAUCGAACCAGGCAGUGGCGAAACCGGGCCUGGGGGCACCGGUUCCGGUGUAUGUGCCGAAUGCAAACGAGAACAGCGCAGACAACCCAAACGCAAGUUCAACGCCACAACUAAGUGGCGUGCCGUCUGCUUCCGAAUCCAGCGCCGACGAGAACGCGCCCACUGAGUCACAUCAUGACUUUGAGUCGUCAGCGCAGACGCCAUCUGACGGAUCGACGCCGCAGUCAACGACAGUGUCGACGUCCACCACCACGACGACAACGAAGGACCCGUCGGGCACUAAGCGACCGAAGAAGCACGGCGACGGCGACUCGAAGAACACCUUCAAUACCGAUGCGGGGAUUGUGGACUCCGUCGAGUCCAUCGUGACACGUGCGUUUACUUCUGUGAAGGCCUUCAGCAUUGGCGCCUUUCAGUCUUCUGUAGCCUACGCCAGGGCAAACCCGGUGCGUGCGGGGCUCGUUCUGCUGUGCCUCACCGUACUCAUGUUUCUUAUCUCCACAUGCUGCCGCGGGUGGAGGCGGCCGGUGUAUGUGGUGGGGAUCGAUCCGGCAGAGCUGCAAUCCCUCAACUCUGCAAACCGGUUCGACCGCUACGGCAGCACCGACACCGGCACUGUGGCUGUGCGGUAA